Molecule: messenger RNA, 1546 nt
Organism: Phragmites australis (common reed)
Lineage: Eukaryota; Viridiplantae; Streptophyta; Magnoliopsida; Poales; Poaceae
Product: thioredoxin-like fold domain-containing protein MRL7L homolog, chloroplastic
Exons: 4
Coding region: 223-1242 (339 amino acids)
Biological process (GO): regulation of DNA-templated transcription; chloroplast organization
Cellular component (GO): chloroplast stroma
Source: RefSeq, a predicted model, not a curated record
CUUCGUCGGCCAUCUCUCCCUUACCCGCGCGGCCAGAACAAAUAUCUCUCCGAUGUCCGAACUCAGGAGGAGCAGAGGUGGAUUACGCACGCAAAGCUCAGCAAGAAAAACUGAAACAUUCCACUCCAAUCUCACGCCCUGAUUCUUGCGGCUGUUGCGACCACACCCCUAUUCGAGCCCCAAAGGAGCUUGGCGCACACGCACUGGUCCCGCUGCAGCGGGAUGGCGCUGCGCUGCUCCUUGCCCGCGACCUGUUCGGCGUUUUGCCUGAAAGGAGCGGAGCACCCUGACCCCAGCCGUCCGAGCUCCCGCGUGCGCGCCGCGAGAUUCGUCGUCCUCGUCGCUUCUCUACAGCGCCGCCGGAGGCUCGUUGUCGCUGGUUGCGCGCGGGCGCAGGCGAGCGACUCCAAGGCCGUGCAGCUGGUGCUCGGCGGCCGGGCGUGCGGUGACGACACCGGCACGGACUCGGAACCCAGCGACGACGAGGCGGGCGACGGAGCCGACGCUGAGGCGUGCAUGACGGACGAGGAGCGGCGGACGCUGCGGCGGAAGAUACGGGAGAUGAUGGAUCGGGUCCCUGAGACGGCGGGGCUGACGGACCCGGAGGAGCGGAAGGCCAAGAUGCGGGAGCUACUGACCAAGUACGAGCUGGUGGUGGAGGAGGAGGACCCGGACUGGCCCGAGGACGCCGAGGACGGGAUGGGGUUCAGCCUCGGUCAGUUCUUCGACAAGAUCACCAUCAAGGCCGAGAAGAAGGAUGAGGAGGAGGAGGGGGAGGACAAGGGGUAUCAGAGCGACAAGGAGAUUGUUUGGGAGGAUGACAAUUACAUUAAGCCGAUUAGGGAUGUCAAGACACAGGAUUGGGACGCAUCCGUGUUCACAGAUUUCGGACCGAUGAUUGUGCUUGUGCAUAACAGAUAUAAGAGACCGCAGGAGAAUGACAUGGCGAGGGCUGAACUUACUAAGGCAAUCGAGAUGUUUUGGGAACACAAUCUGCCUUCACCAAGGUGUGUGGCGGUAGAUGCCUGUGCCGAGCCUGAUCUCGUGGAUGCGCUGAAGGUUUCUAAUUUCCCAGAGAUCCUCUUCACCAAUGCAGGGAGGAUAAUACACCGUGAGAAAGUUGUCCGGUCAGCUGAGGCAUGGUCAAGGAUGAUGGCGUUCUUCUACUAUAAAGCAGCAAGGCCACCGUUCUUGUGUGAAGCAGAUGGCCAGGGUCAAGAAAAGGUCCCUUUGAUGUCAUGAGAAUAGUUAGCCUUAUAGUAGCAAGUUACAUCAAUCUACAUUAUUAGAACUUGACAGUUUGCAUCAGUGUGCACUGUUAUAAGUAUAGAGCUUGAACUUAGAACUGUUACAUCAAAUCUCCAUUUCCCACCUUCUUUUGUAACAGCUUCUGAUAGUAUUUGUUGUGCAAUGCAGCAAUAUAUGGAAUUUUGCCAUAAAGAAGGAACUUUAGAGUACAAUUAUGUAAAAUCAUACUGGUAAAAAUGGGUCUGGAUUAACCAAAUAUUCGAUAGGAUAUGAAUAUGAUAAGGAAUUUCCAUCUAAA